This is a messenger RNA of Hevea brasiliensis (rubber tree), 1875 nucleotides long. Its product is annotated as probable arabinosyltransferase ARAD1. Gene Ontology annotation, molecular function: glycosyltransferase activity. Lineage: Eukaryota; Viridiplantae; Streptophyta; Magnoliopsida; Malpighiales; Euphorbiaceae. The record is from RefSeq and is a predicted model, not a curated record. The transcript is spliced from 3 exons. The coding region runs from base 58 to 1479 and encodes 473 amino acids.
GAUUUGCCCUCCGGGCUGCGCACGUUAUAACGGUACGCCCAAUUUCCUGCAGCAGCAAUGAGUGAGCGGCCCUCCAAAAUUAGAAAACCUAAAUCCCCAAAACGUAAUGGUAAUGCCCAAUCCUCAAUGGCGCGAAAAUCUUCUAUUCUCAAACAAACCCUAGUUUUUUCUGCUUUCUCUAUCCUCGCCAUCUACGCCCUCUUCAACACUUUCUUCAAUCCCACCACUUCCCCUUCCACCUCCUUAUUCGACGAACAUUUUUCUCCAGACAGCUUUGGCUUUUCCGGUAAAGUGACGGAAAAUGAUGCCCAGAAGGUUAAGAUUUUCAUGUAUGAUCUGCCUAAAAAAUUCACUGCGGGCAUAAUUGAGCAACACGCGCUCGCGCGUGGUUCUAAAGAUGCGUCGCAGGCUAGGUACCCCGGCCACCAGCACAUGGGCGAAUGGUACUUGUUCUCGGAUCUGAACCGACCCGAAGUGGAUAGGAUCGGGUCACCUGUAAUAAAAGUCGAUGAUCCUGAUGAAGCUGACUUGUUUUAUGUUCCCGUGUUUUCAUCUCUGAGCUUGAUAGUGAAUCCGAUUCGAUCGGCGGGAACUGAGCCGGUGUCGGUUCAGCAGUACAGUGACGAGCAUAUGCAGGAGCAGUUGGUGGAGUGGCUGGAGCAGCAAGAGCACUGGAGGAGGAACGGUGGGAGAGACCACGUAAUCAUAGCGGGAGAUCCAAAUGCGUUAUACCGGGUCCUAUACCGGGUCAAGAACGCAAUUCUGUUAUUGUCGGAUUUUGGACGGGUUAGACCCGACCAGGGUUCACUGGUGAAGGAUGUGAUCAUACCUUACUCUCAUAGAAUCAAUACUUACAAUGGGGAUAUUGGCGUUAAGGAUCGGAAAACGCUCUUGUUUUUUAUGGGAAAUCGAUAUCGUAAAGACGGAGGCAAAAUUCGUGAUUUGCUUUUCCAAAUGUUAGAAAAUGAAGAGGAUGUCAUAAUAAAACAUGGAACACAAUCUAGGGAGAAUCGGCGUGCAGCUUCACGUGGCAUGCAUACGUCAAAAUUUUGUUUGAAUCCUGCUGGUGAUACUCCAUCAGCUUGCCGACUCUUUGAUGCUAUUGUUAGCUUGUGUGUUCCAGUAAUAGUCAGUGAUAGCAUUGAGUUACCUUUUGAAUAUGUUAUAGACUACACAAAGAUUGCAAUCUUUAUAGGAACAAAAGCUUCUCUAAAGCCAGGAUAUUUAGUUAAAAUGCUAAGAGAAGUAACCACAGAGAGGAUUCUGGAAUAUCAGAAAGAGCUGAAAGAGGUGAGACGAUAUUUUGAAUAUGGCAAUUCAAAUGGAACUGUGAAUGAAAUAUGGCGUGAAGUUGUGCAGAAGCUACCUCUCAUAAGACUAAUGAUUAAUCGUGACAAAAGGCUUGUCAAGAGGGAGUCGAGUGAACCAGAUUGUUCUUGUUUAUGUACAAAUCAAACUGGGCUUACCAGCUUCCUGUGAUCCCUACUUUGUCUGUGAUUUGAGAAUUUGGUACUUGCAGAUCUUAGUACACUCUCCAUAUAUCUAUGUAAGAGAAGACACUUUCCUGGGAAUCGAAGAACCAGAAAUUAUUGCAUAGUUCUCAUUUAGUCCAAGUCAGGAGGUGCUCUGGCCCCUUCAGUAGGUGGGUUUUAGCCCCUCACCUAGUGAUGAAAUCGUCUCUACAAUGUUUUCUUGCAUACUUUCUUGUUGUAGAUUUCUCCUUUUUUAUCCUUUAGCUUGCUUAUUUUGUAUGCUGUAAUAUAAAGCACAUAAUUUAGCAGCUGCAAAAUUCAACUGCUGUUGUCGUUUUAAUUCAUUUGUACAUGUUAGAAAAAUAAAAUUAUUUGAGUUAUAAUUAAUUCUUUUAUUUAGGUA